GACCAGUCUAUGGUCUGCAUCUGCUUGUGUACAGGGGUACUGAUGCAGUGAACUCCUGUCUCCUAAACGAUGCCAAUGGACGCAGGACUGUUCAGCUGCUCUGACCCAGCAGUGUGGAGGGGGGUGCAUGAGAAAUACUGGGCAGUUGUAGAGGCUAAGUCCUCAGGGAAAGGCAAGGCAGGAAAACUGCUGGCUCUGGACAAGUGGUAUCAGGAGGAGCUCCCAAAGCAGAUUACUGCCCGGACACAACGUCACGUUACCCGUGAUGAGCUGAGCAAGCUUAUGGAGUGGAAACUAACGAGGGGAAAGUUCCGACCAAGACUGCAGCAGCUGAUUGGCUCCAACAGUGAGGAGGUGGUGCAGAGCUGCAGCAUCAAGGCGUUUGGUCUGCUGCCAGACGUUCAGGCGGCCAUCCUGGAGCUGAGCACUCUCAAAGGGAUGGGUCCAGCCACAGCCUCAGCGGUGCUAGCAGCAGGGGCUGGCGAGGAGGUGGCGUUUAUGGCGGAUGAGAGUGUGGAGAGCAUCCCAGAGCUCCGUCCAGUGCAGUACACAGCCAAACACUACAGCCUCUACCUGGACAAAAUCACCCAGAAGACAAAGACCCUCAACACAGUGGACAGUCAACAGGAUUGGACUCCUCAUAUGGUGGAGUUGUGUUUAUGGACAUGGGCAGUAGCCAGUAAGCUGCAGCCAUCUCUGUUGGAGGAGUUUAAUGACCUAAAACACCAAACCAAUCAAGAGCCAGUUAAGAGACCUGCAGCCAAUGACAGAGCAGCUAAGAGGCAGAAAACCUAAUAAGGUGUUGUGAUGUACCAACUGCUAUUUUGAAGUACAGUUCCUUGUUGUUGGCCACAGAUCUCUAUACCUCUAUUAUGGUCUUGAUCACACACAGUUAAGAUGGUGGUCACAUGGACCAAUCUAAAUCUGAAGACAUUCCAGCCAUUUAUAUAUUGUUUCUAAAGGUUGUUUUUUUUCUUUGCCUGUAAUGCAUGAAUAAAGAUAUUUUAUAAGGAGGUC
Alosa alosa (allis shad) is the source of this 1017-nucleotide messenger RNA. RefSeq lists its product as uncharacterized. The coding region runs from base 70 to 795 and encodes 241 amino acids. The record is from RefSeq and is a predicted model, not a curated record. The transcript is spliced from 6 exons. Lineage: Eukaryota; Metazoa; Chordata; Actinopteri; Clupeiformes; Clupeidae.